Molecule: messenger RNA, 945 nt
Organism: Leptosomus discolor (cuckoo roller)
Lineage: Eukaryota; Metazoa; Chordata; Aves; Leptosomiformes; Leptosomidae
Gene: RPH3AL
Product: rabphilin 3A like (without C2 domains)
Biological process (GO): regulation of calcium ion-dependent exocytosis; spontaneous neurotransmitter secretion; intracellular protein transport
Cellular component (GO): synapse
Molecular function (GO): small GTPase binding
Source: RefSeq, a predicted model, not a curated record
AUGGCCGACACGAUUUUUGGCAGCGGGACUGGCCAGUGGGUGUGCCCCAACGACCGGCAGCUGGCACUGCGUGCCAAGCUCCAGACGGGCUGGUCGGUGCACACGUUCCAGACUGAGAAGCAGAGGAAGAUGCAGGCUCUAAGCCCGCAGGAACUUGAGGUCAUUCUGGAAGUCAUCCGCAAGGCGGAGAAAUUGGACAUCAUUGAGCAGCAGCGCAUCGGGCGCCUGGUGGAGCGGCUGGAGAACAUGAGAAAAAACGCGAUGGGGAACGGCCUCUCGCAGUGUCUGCUCUGUGGUGAACUGCUGGGGCUGCUGGGUAGCAUGUCGGUCUUUUGUCAGGAUUGCAAAAAGAAAGUUUGCACCAAGUGUGGCAUAGAAACCUUUGGAGCCCAGAAACGUCCUCUUUGGUUGUGCAAGAUCUGCAGUGAACAGAGAGAGGUUUGGAAGAGGUCUGGUGCAUGGUUCUACAAAGGACUGCCCAAGUACAUCGUGCCUUUGAAGAGCAGCAGCAAAUCCAGUGAGCUGCCCUCGCAGCCUUGGCAAAGCGAGCCAGCCGUGCCGGAGGCAGAGAGCGUUGGGACCAGCCGAUCCUUCACCUGGGCCAGGGGAAAAGUGGUUUCUAGCGACAGUGAAAGCGACUCGGAGUUCAGUUCCUCCAGCCUGGAUGACAAGCCCUUGCCUGCGGGGUCAAAAGGCUCACAAGGCAGAAAGCACCGAGCAGGACUGGCACCCAUCGGGGGACCCAGCCAGGCCACGGGCAGGGCGCUGGGGAGCACCCACUCCCCUACCCUCUCAGGGAGCCGCAGCAGCCUGGGCAGCGAGCAGGGGGCUGCCCUCAGUGCCACGGAGAGCUGCCACAGCGACCAGCCGGCGGAUGGGCGCGACAGCGACGUCGGCAGCAAAGUCCCUGGUAAACGGCACGUCCACACCAGAACGCGGUGCUGA